CGAACUCGAUUCUGUUUUCGGGGCGUAGUGGGUUUCCCAUGUUAGCCGAAGUUAACUCUGCACCGACAUCCUCCAGUUUAACUUCAUAUGGACUCAGGCGCUACAUGGUCUAACCACAUGACUCGUUAAAACGAUUACAAAGUGAAAUUAAACAACAUUUCCACAAACUUCUUUUCUCGUCUUCUGUGCCGAGAUCAUGAAACACCGGUGCAUCAUCAUUAUUGGUCCCCGACAGCUCACUUCGGUUGUGGCUUUUUUUCAUUUGCAUCCUUUUAUCUUUGCAGUAAGAAACUUUUUUUUUUUUGCAGCAGUGGCAGUUCUUGACCACCGUAUAUUUCUCUCUGGUAAAUAUCAAUAAAAGUUUGUUUUUCUCUCUUCUGCAGUAAAACAUCAAAUCAAACUUUUCUCUUCAACAUGUGGAGCAGACUGUUGUUGAAGCAGGUUCAGUCAGUCUGUCUGUCAGUCACGCUCGUGUCGGUGGUUGUGGGCGUGGCUUCACACCCGGCGGAGCUCGAGCUUCAGUGAGAUCACCUGAGGAGGUUCAGAGAGUCCGAGGGGGGCAUCAGAGAGACCUGACCCGCAUCAUCUGGACCAUGAGGACGUGUUUGUCGGUGGUUCUGGUGUCGGUCGUGGUUCUGAACUCUUGGGUGAGUCCGUCUGUUCAGGUGUUCCAGUCUGGACUCACCUUUCUCACUUCCUCAUGCAGCCAUGACUGACUCUGUUCGGGUCAUGGAGGUGUGUGGAUUUCAACACGAAACAAAUCAGUUUAAUUUUUCAACUCUGACCGAUUUUAUUUGAGUUUUAAAGUUUUUGUUUAAUUCUCAGAUUUAAAAAUGAGAAUUUAAAACACUUCGUUAAUGUUUGUUAGUUUGUUGUCAGUCACGUCCUUUUAACACUGAAAACCUUUAAAUAAAUACUGUAUCAGCAGCCUUACUGUCCACAGUAGAGAGUAAGUAUGAGAAAAUGUCAGGUGAACAGACUCAGAGGAACAUAGAUGUCUCUGUGUUUGACCAGAGGAUCAGACUUCCUGAUGAUGAUUUGACUCUUUUCUUCUUCUUCACUUUGACUCUUUCAUACCUGAGGAGAAAAUGGAGGUGUGAGCAGGUUCAACAUGACACACCUGUUAUUGUUGGCCUACUUUAUUAUUAAAGCGGUAUGCUGUAGGUGUAAUCUGAUUACAUGUAAUCAGAUUACUUUGACUAUCACACUUUAAAGGCUUCAGAGUCAUUUUAAAGAAAGUGUGGAGGUGUGUCAGGAGGGUAAAAACGUUACUUUUGACUCUCAGAGGAUUUAUAUCUGAAUUUCAUUUAUGAUCAUUUCUUCAUGGAAAAACAAUCAGACCGAGACGCUAAGACAGAAGAACUACCGCGUCUGUAAAAUGAUUAAUAUGGUGAUUAUUACCUCAAGGAAAUGAUAAAGAAAUGAUCAUAAAUGUUCUUCCUUGAGCUGCGGCACCCCGCUGUAGUCUGUAAUGGACUGGCCUGAGGUCUCUACAAACAAGCGUCUGCUGGAAGAGAGUAGGUGAGUUGUGUUUAGUCUCUUUGCUAAAGAAAUGAGUCAAAGUUAUAAAGAACACAGUGUAGUUCUGUUCAGUAACAGAACCUCAUUGGAAAAUAAUCUGAUUUAACUUUACUGUGCUCUUGUUCAAAUAUAUUAACUCGACAGCACAUAAAUCCAUACCUGUUAACAAAAUCAUGAUUAUAUUGAUAAUUCGUCUCAAUAAAAACACCUUUACCUUUUCAUUUUACUACAGUAGAAGUUUAUUGGCCCAGAUUAUAGACUACAGAGGUGGAGAAACGCCCCCGCUUAAGUUUGUUUUCUUAGGAGUUACAACAACUCUGAAUAUAGUACUAUGUCUGUGACCCUAUAUGUCCUGUUGAUGAAGUUAGGUGCUGUUCUGAGCAUUAUUUGUGGCUAUAGAGUGGCGUUUUGGUUGAGGGCGUGGCUCUCUGUAUUUCUAUCCUGCGGUCGUUACUAAAGUUGGUAUAACUAGAGAAGGAAGCGGUCGACAACAUUCAUCUCUGGAGGCGGGGUCUAACUCGGGGUUACGGUGGGUUUGACCCUAAAAUUUAACGAACAUCCGCACCCCUCCACCGAGUCCUGACCCCUGACCUGUUCACUGUGAGUUCAGACUGUAGGAGGGUCUUCUUCUGCUCCACCCUCCAGAGGAAGGUGAUGGUGUUACUGAUGUUAGUGUUCUGGGGUUGAGGCAGAGAUCUGAAUGGUUUCAGGAGUGAAGGAUCAGAGUUUUCUCCUCCUGACGGUCGUGGUUAUCAUAUCUGACGUCUCGUUAAACUUUAUUGGUGAUAAAACUCGUGUCAGACAGAGAGUUGUUUCAGCCUGUGGGACUUUGUAUCUGGGACAUGAUUCAUAUCUUCAUGACCUUCUCCAGGAAACGACGGUCCUAAAACACGCCCUCAACCCUCUUUUCUUCCACGACAGAUUUCUGCUUCUGCUGAAGACCUGGAAGGACCUGGAACUGACCUGGAAGGACCUGGAACUGACCUGGAGAGUUCAGGCUCUGGUUCAGGGGACUGGUCAGAACAAGGUAACGCUGAAGAUCAUGAAGGAAAACUUCAGGCUGUGUCUGUUUUUCAAACGUUACCCAUGAUCCUCCAUUGUCUCUGUUUUCUAACAGAUGAGGAUGAAGAUUUCUGGGAGGUCUGGACUUCAGAAAACACAGAAGAAGACUCCAAGAGUCCUCCUUCUCAUGUAUGUCCCUCAUGUUCACAGUUGUGGAGAACUCAGCAGUGUUUGGUGACGCCUCUCCUUCUUUCUCUUCAGGAACCUUCUGGAACCUUUGACGAGCAGCAGUGGCCGUCCAGAGACAGCUACGUGAUCCUGGCCAACAGGAAGACCUUCCUGGAGAAUAAAGAAGUCCUGGAUGGUACUUUUGUUAGUUUGUGUUCUCUCUGAUUCAAGAGGAAGAGCUUUUGUUUCUGACUCUGUGUUUUUAUAUUUACAGGAGUGAUCGCAGGAGGAGUCACAGGAGUCAUCCUCGCCGCUACAGUGGCGGCCAUAUUGAUCUACAAAUGGCAGAAAGAAGAUGCUGACUGUCAUCGGAGGUCACGUGUCCCUUCAGAGGAGGAUGAUCGGCGGCGCUGCAGAGACGAGGUUCUCGUUGUUUAAUUUUAUACACUUUAAAAAAGGUGAAGUUGGGAAAAGCACCGACUACAGCAGUUAUUGUAGCACUUCAUCCAAACUGUUGUUGGUCAUUAAGAAGGUUUUUAUUCCUCCAAUAAUCUGGAAUAAUUUCAGAUGAAAUGACAGUGAAGUCUGGACAGGAUGGAGGUCAGUCUGUUUGAACGGAGAACAGAAACACACACACACACUCGAUGAUAUUUGACCUGCUGUGUGACUGUCUGUAAAAUCUCAGUGUUUGACUUUUAUUACAGAUUUAAUGAUCAUGUGAUUGAAGAAUGAAGGAGAACUCAUCUGAGGCUGUUUAUUAGAUAUUCUGUGUUUUAUGAUGAGAAGCAGCUGCAGUGAAGUUGUGAAGACGUGUCAUGAAGUUUGAUCCACUGUUUUAUUUUUAUUUUGUAAACAGAUGAUCCUCUAGUUUUAUGUGAAGAUGCAUAUUUUUGAUACUGUCUGAUCUAAAUGAAGUGUAAAAAUGAGCUGCUGUUAUACUUGUUAUCACACGAUACCUUUGACUCCUGAUGAAAUGUUGUGACCUGUUAUUACAGUGAAUUCUGACUCCAUUAAAUCUUUAAAUUACACCGGAUCAGAUUUUUAGUUCAAACUUAAAUCAAAUACAAAGUUAUCAGGUUAAAACAGUGAAAACACAAUAUAAUGUGGAAUAACAAUAAUGUAAACGGGCGAACUCAGACCUGAUUAAGUUUGUCUUUGUGUUUUAGUUAUGUGCUGCUGAAAUGUUGGUUCACCACAAAGUCUGUAAAUAGUUCAAUUACCACAAUCCAGCUGUCACCUGUGAACACAGGACCUGGUGGAGGUCUGGAACCUCAGGGUAAAUAACUGUAAUUCCUAUAGACUGUAUAUACUGUACUAUACUGUACUCUGUAUACAGUCUGUGGUUAAUCCUAUUUUGUGAUGAAGUCCACUCUG
This is a messenger RNA of Xyrichtys novacula (pearly razorfish), 4065 nucleotides long. The record is from the annotation of a GenBank genome assembly. Lineage: Eukaryota; Metazoa; Chordata; Actinopteri; Labriformes; Labridae.